Molecule: messenger RNA, 2895 nt
Organism: Anolis sagrei ordinatus
Lineage: Eukaryota; Metazoa; Chordata; Lepidosauria; Squamata; Anolidae
Gene: PLPP7
Product: phospholipid phosphatase 7 (inactive)
Cellular component (GO): nuclear envelope
Molecular function (GO): sphingosine-1-phosphate phosphatase activity
Source: RefSeq, a predicted model, not a curated record
UCCCUCCCACCUGCCUGGGCCCUGCCAAAUACUCAGCCAUGUGCCUCCUGGUGCAUUCCUCCUGGGGAUAUAUUUAGCUUCCCGGCUCCUUUUUGGGGUAAAUGGCUUGGCGAGGAGGGUCCGGGCCUGGGUCACCGCUGGGGCCUGCCCUUGGAGCGGAGAGGAUGCCCGGGACGGUGGCGGCCCCUUCGUCCUCGUCGUCUUCCUCGUCGCAGGGUCGUGCCCGGGCCCGGGACCGCAACAACCUGCUGCACCGGGCCGAGUUCCUGUCCCUGAACCAGCCCCCCAAAGGCACCCAGGAGUCCCCCACUUCCUCUUCAUCUUCACGGAAGGGGGCCUCCUCUACCUCAGAUGGGGCCCCCACUGCGCCCCGGCGCUCAUCCCAGCAGCUGCCGGAGGAGGACUGCAUGCAGCUGAACCCCUCCUUCCGGGGCAUCGCCUACAGCGCCCUCCUGGCCAUCGACAUCUCCAUCUCCAAGCGGCUGGGGGUCUGUGCCAGUAGCGCUUCCUCCUGGGGCAGUGCCCGCUCCAUGGUCCUCCUGCUGGGCCUCACCGGGCACGGGCUGCCCUGGGUGGCCGGCACCCUCCUCUGCCUCGUGCGCAGCUCCACCCUGGCCGGCCAAGAGGUCCUCCUCAACCUCCUCCUGGCGCUGCUCCUGGACAUUGUGCUGGUGGCCUGGGUGCAGAAGCUGGCCAAGCGGCGGGGCCCCUUUGACGUGGCCCCAGGGGCCCUGGACUACCUGACGCUGGACCUGUACGCCUUCCCUGCGGGGCAGGCCAGCCGGGCGGCCAUGGUGGCCAAGUUCCUGCUCAACCACCUGGUGCUGGCCGUCCCGCUACGCGUGCUGCUGGUGAUCUGGGCCGGCCUGGUGGGCCUCUCCCGCGUGGUCGUGGGCCGCCACCACGUCACUGACGUCCUGGCCGGAUUUGCCUGCGGCUUCCUCCAGUUCCGCCUGGUCGAGGCCCUCUGGAUGUCCUCCAACACCUGCCAGAUGCUCAUCGCCAUGUGGUGAAGGUGCACCACGGCUCCCCUCGUGCCAAGGGCCGUGGCGCACCACAUUUUCCCUUUCACUUCCAUGCAAUCAAUGCUUGCAGUGCACUACGUCUCCCUUCUGGGUUACGUGUGGUUACGAGCACCAACGCACGAUGUCUCCUCUCUGGUUUCCAUGACAUGUGACUUUUGAGUUCCACGUGGUCAACAGCAGCAGUGCACUACGUCUCUCCUUUGGUUUCCAUGACAUAUUAUAUCUUCCCUUUGAGUUCCAUGCAGUCAAUGCCCACAACGUACUACAACUCCCUCUGGUUUAGCUAUGAAAGGCCAUGGCGCAUGACCUUUGAGUACUUUGUGGUCAGAAUCACCAAUGCACUACGUCUCCCUCUGGGUUAUGUGACACAUGACCUUUGAGUUCCAUGUGGUCAAUGGCAGCAGCGCACUAUGUCUCUCCUUCGGUUUCCAUGACAUAUCACAUCUUCCCCUUGAGUUCCAUGCAAUCAAUGCCCACAAUGUACUACAACUCCCUCUGGUUUAGAUAUGAAAGGCCAUGGCGCAUGACCUUUGAGUUCUUUGUGGUCAGCAUCACCAACGCACUACAUCUCCCUCUGGGUUACGUGACACAUGACCUUUGAGUUCCACGUGGUCAGUGGCAGCAGCGCACUAUGUCUCUCCUUCAGUUUCCAUGAAAUAUCACAUCUUCCCCUUGAGUUCCAUGCAGUCAAUGCCCGCAACGCACUACAUCUCCCUUUGAUUUCUACGUGAAAGGCCAUGGCACAUGAUCUUGAGUUCCACGUGGUCAAUGGCAGCAGUGCACUAUGUCUCUCCUUCGGUUUCCAUGACAUAUCACAUCUUCCCCUUGAGUUCCAUGCAGUCAAUGCUCGCAACACACUACAUCUCCCUCUGAUUUCCAUGUGAAAGGCCAUGGUGCAUGACCUUGAGUUCCACGUGGUCAAUGGUAGCAGUGCACUACGUCUCUCCUUCAUUUUCCAUGUGAAGGGCCAUCUUCCCCUUGAGGUCCAUACAGUCAAUGCUUGCAACGCAUUACGUCUCCCCUUUGGUUUAGAUCUCUCUGUUGGUUUCCAUGUGGUCAGCAGCACCAACGCACUACGUCUCCCCUCUGAUUUCCCUCAUGACCUUUGGGUUCCACAUGGUCAACACCUGCAACGCACUAUGUCUCACUUUUGGUGUCCAUUUUUGCUUUGGUGCCUGUAUGGUCAGCGACACACUAUGUCUCAUCUUUGGUUUCCCAUUGAGUUUCAUGCAGUCAACACCCCAACGCACUACAUCUCCCCUUUGGUUUCCCUCUCUCUUUGGAUUUCCAUGUGGCACCAACGCACUAUGUUUCCCCUUUGGUUUCCAUGUGAAGGGCCAUGGCACAUGACACCUUCAAUUUGAGUUCCAUGCACUCAACGCCCAUAACAAACUAUGCCUCCCCUCUGGUUUCCAUUCAAUCAACGAUGGUACAGUGGUGCGCUACAUCUCCCCCUGUGCGCUGAAUGGCCUUGGUGCGCUAUGUCUCCCCUUUGGUUUCCAUGUGGUCAUUCGCACCAACACAUAGGCCUCCUUUCUGGUUUCCAUGAGAAGGCACGUGACAUCUUCCCUUCGGUGGCCUUGUUGUCAGUGGCGGCGGAGCACUACGUCUCCCCUUUGACUUCCUUGUGGACAAGGCCUCCAGUGAACUACGUCUUGGCUUUUCUCCACUGGUUGGCCACGAAGUGGCUGCCAUUUUGGGAAGCCAUGCCUUUUGGAAUCUCCCUCUUUACUUCUUUGUUUACCUUUCUAGAUCAAGCAGGGGACGAUGGGAGAUGUAGUCCGACACCCCUCCGGUGCCGGCUUUGGUAGGGAAAGGCCGGGUUCAGAUGUUUGCAAAUGGAAGAAAUAAAUCACAGCUUGGUAAAAGA